AUGUUUAAGCAGUACAUUUCCUUGGUCAGCGAGUUACUGAAAAUUAAUGAAUCAUUCUAUUUUCGACCGAGCAAAACAACGUAUAAAUUCGAAAAUGCACCAAUUGGUAUUCAUAAGCUUAAUUCUAUCGUGCCUGUUUUAAUGAAAGAAGCUGGCCUUGAGAUUAAGACAGCACACUGCCUUCGUGUCACAACAGCAACAAAUUUGUUUCGUGCUGGCCAUCAAGAAAAAUUAAUACGUGAACGAACUGGGCAUGUUUCUUUUGCUUUAUUUACGUAUGAGAAACCUAGUAAUGAUCAAGCAAUGGCUGUAUCCAAGUGUGUUGGCCCAUCUGUAUCAAAGGUUGUGUCGCUUGUUGACAACUAUUUUAAGCCACCCUCGAAGCCUAAGGAAGACGAAAAGUUUCAAAUUUCCGACGAGGAACUUGAUAAGUUUUUGAGUGAAGUGGACUGGUCUAAAAUUGAUAAAGAG
This is a messenger RNA of Paramuricea clavata, 471 nucleotides long. The record is from the annotation of a GenBank genome assembly. NCBI's taxonomy places the organism in Eukaryota, Metazoa, Cnidaria, Anthozoa, Malacalcyonacea, Plexauridae.